GGAAGUGAAGCUCGCUGCAAGGCUGGCGCUCGCUCAGAGGAACACCAGCCAGCUGGCCGAGCCGCACAGGCGACAUUUUGUCCUCGGGCCGCGGGUUGGACAGCCUCAGGCUGGAGGGAAGCGUCGGGUCCGGACUGCUGAGGAGGAUUUCGGCCAGGACGUCUCACCAGCGUGGUCCCAGUCCUCGCCCCAACGACAACCACAUGGGGGUCGGAGAUGACGGCGGGCCAGGAAGGCUAAGUCGCAGGUUUUCCCGCUUUAGCGGCAGACAUCAUUCCAGGGAUGCUGCCAGAGCUCCGCCUCAGCCCGAGAGACCUCCGGCGCCACCGGAGCGUCCGGCUCCACGAGAUGACAGGGUUCCUGUGCCAGACGCGGCUCCAGUACCAGCACCAGCUCCACCCCAGGUCCCACCCCAGGUCCCACCGCCGGCUCCGCUGGCUCCGCCCUCCCCCCCGGCCGCGAACGUGCCUCCCAAAUGUCCGGACAAAGCCUCCAAGCCCAAACUGCCCCCCCGGCCUCAGUGCAAGGUGUUCAGUAGUUGUGAUCACGGUUCUUCCGUGUUACAGGGUUUGGAUGCGUUCCGGGAAAAUGACAUCCUCUGUGACGUUGUGUUGGUGGCGGGAGACAGUCAGGAAAGGUUCCCGGUGCACCGAGUCAUCAUGGCGUCAUCCAGCGACUACUUCAAGGCCAUGUUCACAGGAGGCAUGCGGGAGCAGGAAAUGAGAGAGAUCAAGCUGCAUGGAGUCACCAAGUCGGGCUUGAAGAACAUUCUGGACUUCAUCUACACGUCCAAAGUCAACCUUGACAUGAGCAACCUCCAGGACACUCUGGAAGCUGCAAACUUCCUGCAGGUCCUGCCCGUUCUCACCUUCUGUAACCAGCUUCUGAGCAGCCAGAUCGCCGUUGACAAUUGCGUGGAGGUGGAGAGGAUGGCCUCUGACUUACUUCUGGAGGAUGUGCAGAAGAACAUUGCCGGGUUUGUGAGCCGCAACCUGUCCGCCAUGGUGAGGAGCGGCCGCUACCUGGAACUCUCAGAGAAAACCAUCGCCGGCGCUCUCGCCAGCGACUCCCUGAAGGGCUUCUCCGAAAUGGAGCUCUACCACAUCGCCAAAGCGUGGCUGGGUCACGACCCCGCCAAGCGCAACUCGUCCGUCUUCGCGCUGAUGCGUCACGUUCGCUUCGCGCUGAUGAGCCCCUGUGAGCUGAUCCACAUCUCCCAAGAGGAGGAGGAGGAGGACCGACACGACUCCCUGAUGCGUUCACAGACCUCCUGCGUGAACCUCCUGCUGGAGGCCAGCAACUACCAGAUGAUGCCCUUCAUGCAGCCGGCCCUGCAAAGCGAGCGCACCCGGAUCCGCUCGGACGCCACGCACAUCGUGGCGCUGGGCGGCGUGAUGCGUCAGCAGCUGGUGGUGAGCCGCGAGCUCAGGAUGUACGACGACGAGAGCGGCCGCUGGAGAGCCCUGAAGCCCAUGGAGGUGCCUUGCUACCAGCACGGCGUGGCGCUCCUGGGCGGCUUCCUUUUCAUCGUUGGAGGUCAGAGCACGUACGACACCAAGGGCAAGACGGCCAUCGACGCCGCCUACCGCUACGACCCGCGCUUCAACGUCUGGCUGCAGAUUGCGUCGCUCAACGAGAAGAGGACCUUCUUCCACCUCAGCGCUCUGAAGGGAAGGCUCUACGCCGUCGGCGGCAGAAAUGCCACGGGAGAAAUCGCGACGGUGGAGUGCUACAACGUGAAGAUGAACCAGUGGACGUUUGUGAGGAGCAUGACGGAGUCUCACUACGGACACGCUGGGACCGUCCACGGGGACCUGAUGUACAUCUCAGGCGGCAUCACCCAUGACACCUUCCAGAAGGAGCUGUGGUGCUACGACCCGGCAUCGGACGCGUGGAGCCAGAAAGCGGACAUGCUGGAUCUGCGCGGCCUCCACUGCAUGUGCACGGUGGCGGACCGACUCUUCGUCAUGGGCGGCAACCACUUCCGAGGCAGCAGCGACUACGACGACGUGCUGAGCUGCGAGUACUACAGCCCCGCCGCCGACCAGUGGACCGUGGUGGCGCCCAUGCCGCGGGGCCAGAGCGACGUGGGCGUGACCGUCUUCCAGGGCUGCGUCUACGUGGUUGGGGGGUACUCGUGGAACAGCAGGUGCAUGGUGGACAUCGUGCAGCGCUACGACCCAGAGGGCGACGUUUGGGACCUCGUCUUCAACGUCCUGGAGCCCCUGGGGGGCAUCCGCGCCUGCACCAUGACUGUUCAUCUACCGGAGGGCUCGGUGGACGACGCUCAGACGCAAGAAGGACUGCUCCCGACCAAGAACUGACGGCCGGCAGGAGCCUGCCAGCAAGCCGUGUGGACCCUGAACUGGGUCCAAACUAAAAACCAAAUCAGCUCCUGACCUGUGCUUCAGUCAGUGGAUGCCAAGAAAUGUUACGUCUUUUUCUUGACUAAAUGAAGCAUUUUCAGGUACUGGUCAUUAAGUGUUAGUCGUGUUACUGACACACAAGCACCAGACUUGAUGGCCAGAACAGCAGGUUUUUAUUGCAGGUUUGGAUGAUCUCACAACAGGCACAAAAAUAUGCUAAUCCUAAUAAAAAAAACCCAUAAAAACACAGGCUACCGUCAGAUUGAAACUCAUCUCUGA
Molecule: messenger RNA, 2645 nt
Organism: Doryrhamphus excisus (bluestripe pipefish)
Lineage: Eukaryota; Metazoa; Chordata; Actinopteri; Syngnathiformes; Syngnathidae
Product: kelch-like protein 9
Biological process (GO): regulation of cytokinesis; protein ubiquitination
Cellular component (GO): Cul3-RING ubiquitin ligase complex
Molecular function (GO): ubiquitin-protein transferase activity; cullin family protein binding
Source: RefSeq, a predicted model, not a curated record